This is a messenger RNA of Patella vulgata (common limpet), 5149 nucleotides long. RefSeq lists its product as uncharacterized. The transcript has 2 exons. The record is from RefSeq and is a predicted model, not a curated record. Gene Ontology annotation, molecular function: DNA binding; DNA-binding transcription factor activity, RNA polymerase II-specific. Gene Ontology annotation, biological process: regulation of transcription by RNA polymerase II. The coding region runs from base 130 to 3237 and encodes 1035 amino acids. Gene Ontology annotation, cellular component: nucleus. Lineage: Eukaryota; Metazoa; Mollusca; Gastropoda; Patellidae.
UGGAAUGAAAUCCGGGUUAUGGUGGAGGUAGAGGUGGGAAGCAUCUGGUCGCGCGAGACAAACGUGCGCUUCUUUCAAAUGUUCACUCAAAACAGAUCUAAUGAAAUCCACUGACAGAAGGGAGUAAAGAUGACAAGAAGAAAACAGAACUAUCCGAAACGGCUCAACUGUUCAACUGAAGACCUCUCCACACUUCCACAGACGUCUCUACCAGAGUCAGACGGAGACAAUUCAGAAGACUUGGACGACGAAGCCAUAGAUACAGAUAACUCGGAUGACGGAAAUCAGAAUUUAUCACCUUCAGAAAUCCAUGAAGACAUUCCAAAGAUCAUUAACUCAAAUCCCAAACUGGAACCAGAUACUAUGACCAUACCACAUCAACAGAAAUCCACUAUAGACAGAGAUGACAUUAAGAGUUCAAAAUCUUUUGAAAUACCAAAUUUAAAUUCUCCUGAGGAUAACAAACUAGAUAGGAGACCUGAACAAAAUUCAUCCCCUGAAAAAUAUCUUCGAGAUAACUCUCCAGUCAACAAUAACUAUAAGAAAUUUGACGGAGAAGACACAGUAGUGGAAGAUCAACCCUUGGAUCUUUCAACUCGUUCCAAAGAAAAACCCAUAAAGUCUUCAAUUCACAUAGAGAAUGGUCAUUCAGGAACUAUUUCAUCUAGUCUUAAAAGUUUACAGUUACGAUUUGGUGGUGAUUUUAAUAUUGAACCUCCACGAAAGCCAAGUAACAUAGUUCCACUUCAGCCGACCAUUCUUCAGGGAAAAUCGUCAAAGCAUGCAUACUUGACUGCAACACAUCCACCACUCUCAUCUCAAAUCAAAUCGAAUUUGAAACCACAAUUUAUCAAAAAAGAGAAACCAUCACCAGUAGUUGCACCAUCGGCUAAAAAGUUAGAGAGUCAUGUCUAUGAGGAAGAUGUACGAAGAUCUGGAAAUAAAUACACAACUCAUCGUUGUUCGUGUCAGAAAACCUACACGACACUUCAAGCUUUAAGUUCGCAUAUACAGGAUACGGGUCACACUCCAGCCAACUGUAAGGCAGCCACGCUACUUGAUUAUCCAAAACUUGUCCGUGGCCAAGAUAUGUGGCUGAAUCAGGAAUCGGAACAAACACGCAGAAUUUUGAGAUGUAUGCAGUGCGGAGAAUCGUUUCAAUCAUUACCAAUGUUGACUGUUCACAUGAUGAAAACUCAACACUAUACCAAAAUAGUAAGUGCCGAUCAUGGUCGAAGAUCGCAUAAAUGUUCAGCAUAUUGUGAAAAGGAACUAGAACGUGAAUGUGUGUUUAAAUGUAAAGUUUGUCAAGAAGCAUUCGUAGAUAUGGAAGCAUUAGCCAAUCAUAUGGUACAAUCGGGACAUCAUAAAAAACAAAUCCUACGUGCACAGAACUAUUCUGAAUUUACCUUACGUAACCGACGAAAGCGUUAUCAUAGUGAUGAUGGUAAUAAUGCCAUGACUUCACUUAUUGAUAUGAAAAGAAAAUGUCUACCUUUACCGAAUGGAAUAUUGGAUGAUGAGGAUUCUGAAUUAUCUGUGCAUUUGGACAAUUCCAUAACAUGUGAAAAUUGUGGUAAAAAAAUCGAAAUGAAACAUUUUGUUGAUCAUGUGAGAGCUUGCAUACGUCAAAAGUCUUCUGUUAUUGGUGCAUUAAAGAACAAGUUAUUAAUGGAGGAGACUUCAAUUAAUAAAUCUGAUUGUGAGAAUUCUUCGUCUCCCCCGCCUCCCUCAACGUUUUCCGAUAUUCAUGAUAAAAUCUCACCUAUCCCUAGUCCCAAAAAAGAAAUCGCCCCGACAAAAGUUCAUGUAUCACAGCAUUUAAAGUCUAGAAUUCUAGAAGCUUUUUCUCCACGGAAACAAAGGAGAGAUGAAAAAGAAGAAAAAACAUUUAUUGUCAAUGGUGAACUUUCUAUGGAUCAUGAGACUGAAAAGAAAACCACUUUACAGAGAGAAUUAAACAAAAAAUCCUCUUCUGAAGCAAAAAAAGAUAUGAACUGUACCUUAAAUGAAAACAAAUUAAAAGCUAAUUGUUUCAGUGUAGAAAAUGAGGAGAGAAAAGAAGCCAUGUUACAGGGUGUCAAAAUUAAGACAGAACCAGUAGAAGACUGUGAUUCAAGGGGUGCAACUCCAUUUGAUGCUUCAUCGGAAUCUGAGGAAAAAAUUCCUCAAAUUGAAACUUCCAUCCAGAUGGACAUCUUAGACCCCAAUGCUAAAAUACCAGAAUCUAAUUCAGCUCUUAAAGCUAUGGAAUCCUUUAUUCAAAACAGUUUCACUUCCAAGUUUGACUUUCGAAACCAAAACUGUAUUCCGGUGCCUAGCAAUUUCCAUAAAACCUCAUCACAAUAUUUAAAACGAGAAUCAACAUCUCAUAGAGAAGAAAGCCCGAAUAAAUAUUCUAAGUAUAAACAUUUACACCAUGCUCUUCAUCAGAAAGAUGAUCAAAAUGGUCAACAUAAAAAUGGCACGCCUGUCCUACAUCAUUUUAACCACAGGAAGAAGAACAGUCAGACUUCAUAUAAAUCAAAAAAUGAUAAUAGUGAAAAAGAGGAACAAAUAAAAGUCAAAUUGGAAAAAAAUCAUCGGCCACAAACACCAGAAUCGGAAACUUCUGAAAGGGGCAACAACUCUCGAAACCCUUCCCCGGAGUUGAAUAACUCUAUCAUUGAUAAAUAUCUUAACAUAGAAGAAGAAGCAACGUCUGCUAAGAAGGAGGAUAGUUCAGCUUUAGAUUCUUUAAGUUCCUUUGUUUAUAGUCAACCAAUGACAAGUGAGCAUCCUCUAGACAGCUUACAGCGUCUGCUUACCAGAACUGAUAUUCCUAAAGUUCUUUCACAACAUUUUGACAUACCUUAUCUUCCUGGUAUCCCAGAAAUGACAUUACCAUUGAAUCUCUCACUAAAACCAAAUUUUUCUGAUGAUGAGGAUCAAGACGAUACGAAUGGGGGUUUAGAAGUGGAUGUAGGUACAGAUGGCAUGUCAUCCAAUGAGGAGAGAGCUAGUCCUGUCAGUGAAGGGGAACAGCGUGAUUAUAAAUGUGCUGCAUGCAGUCGUCAAUUUGUUUCUAAAGGUUCAUAUCGCUAUCAUCUUAGUCGAUGUCAUUUAUCAAGUGUUCAUAAAUAUGGUAUCAAGGAAGCCUUCAAUAUGAGUCCUUACAUAUAUCUACCAUUGGAUCAUACGGCUAAAUUUAGUAAAUAUUAUGAAAUGGCGUAUGAACUGGCCAAUAAGGGCAAAUAAUGCAUUAAACUAUAGUGCUAUAAGACAUGAUUGUAAUUAAAGUGAAUCUUUAGUCCAUAUAAAUUUAGGGUGUGGGCAUCUACAGGUGAUAGAAUAGGGGUAAAUCCAUUCAUUAUUCUGGUUUGUUGACAAAGGAUGGUGGGGUAAGGUGAAUUGUUCCGAUGCAUACAUGUAGAACCCUUAACUGGAAUUAGUAUAACUUGGAAACCGAAAGUGGUUGUGUAAUGCCACCAGUCCUAUGUUAUUCCCUGGCAGCGCUAGUGUGAUCACCUACCCCGAAACAGACAAACAAACAGUCACAAAUAUAGAUAAAUCUAUAUGGAUUAAAGACAUGCUUCAUUAUUAUUCCACUUUCUAUAUUUUACUUAUAAAUAUGUAUAUCAUUGUUUUUAUAUACUUGUUCACCUCAACUUGGUUGUGCAUUUAAUAUAUCCCUUCCUAUUUACUGUUAAGCUCUUUUUAACUUUAAUAUCUUAGUGCUAUUUCUUAUAUACUGUUUACUUUUAAACAAUGUCGUCUUCUUUUUUUAAAAUAAAUUCUGUUUUUUUACUUGUUAUUGAAUCAAAAGUUUUGAAUAUGUGCUACACAGAUACGUAAUGCUAGUUGCAUAAAUUAUUAUUUUCUAAUUUGUGUACUUUUGAAACUUUUAACCUAUACAACACUCUGUUGUCUUUAAGGAUUUCAGUAAAUUUGGUGUCAAAGAUUAUGCAAGAGCUAAAUCUGCCAGUUGCAGAUGUUAUUUUCUCUUGACUUCAAAUAGUAUAUAAAUUGUUAUUUAGACACAUGACAAACCCAUAAUCAACUCUCUAGACCAUUGGAUGAUUGAAAUAUUAAAUGAAUUAGAACACCCAUGCCCCAUAAUUAUUUAACUUUUAAAUGGAAUAUCUAAACUUCGUAAGCAAUGAUACUUGACAAUCAAGACUAUUUAUUGUCAAAACUUCAAACACUCAUAACUUUGCCCAGAAUAAAGUAAUUUGACUGAAAUUUUCAAUAUUCAUUUUUCAUUAGCUGUUUUUAAACUAUAAUAAAGGCUGGUCUUUAUCUUAAAUAAUGCAUCCUUAAGAUUUUUUUUAUUAAUGUGUAUUAUGCAAAAACUUACAUAAUUUUGUAUUGCUUUGUUAAUGGAUAUAUGUCAUUUUUUUGUAAACUUUAGAAGUUUGUUAUUUUAAUUCCACGAUUGAAAUUAAUAUUUUGAAGGUUAAGAUUUUUAAAAGGAAAUUAAUUAAUUUUGAAAUUCAUUUGUAUCAAGUAUAUCAAAUGGGCAUCCAUAUAUUUAUAUUAUUUAACUGAAUUUACAUAUAUGAGACGUAUAUUCUCUAUUUCUUAUAUCGUAUAUUAUGUAACUUUUUUUCUUCCAAGCCAAAAAAUAUCCCUACAUGUAUGAACUCUUUUUAUAUUUCUUUUUAUUUUUCAUUGUUCUAGAAAUCCACAAGUUAAGUGCUUUAAUUAAUUUGCCACAAUUCUUUUUAUAACUGUUCCCAUAAUCAUUGUUACUGUUCUAAAAACUGUUUCUUAUAUCUAAUCUACUUCAUUUUGUUUUUGAUUUCCACUACAAAGCUUUAUCACUAUUUUUUUCAUUUGUCAUUAGCAUCUGGGUAUUUCUUGUAUUUUGAAUAAAAUAAACACCAAUAACUGAAGAGUACGUGAACGAGGUGAGGAUAAUGUUCCAAAUGGCUUUUCCAAAAAGUUCAAGAGCUACUCUGUGACCCUGCUCCUCGAGACAUGCAUAUUUGAAAAUAAAUUAUUCUAUGUUAUUGUUUAUUGAAAAAGAGUUUAUCCAGAAAUUAAUGACAAUUGGAAAGUUUUAACAAGUGAAUCUAUAUACUAUUAUUAUUAUAUGAUUGAUUGAUUGAAUUCCUGUAUAUGAAUUUAUUAAAUCUAACUUUAAUGAUUAUUAAAUUAUUAAAAAUUA